This is a messenger RNA of Kogia breviceps (pygmy sperm whale), 3961 nucleotides long. The record is from RefSeq and is a predicted model, not a curated record. Lineage: Eukaryota; Metazoa; Chordata; Mammalia; Artiodactyla; Physeteridae.
GUUUAAUCUUCACAACCACUCUAUGAGAGUAGGUACUAUUGUAACCCACGAGGAAACUGAAGGUUAACAAAUAACUUGUGAUUGGUGCUGCAGUACUUUGAAACCUUUUCUUUUUAGUCUUGUUAUGUUUGCACUUCAUACAUUUGCAGGAUUACCACAUCUUUGCAAAAGAUUACUUCUGUCAGGUUUCAGCAAUAGGUUAUUGUAAAUUUUAGCUUUGAUUACCUCUACAAGGCAGUGAUAGAUUUUGGGAUAAGUAAAGGUCCCAGGAGUAGUGUUUCAGUCUAACUCUUCAUUAGAAAAAUUUGGAACAAAUGAUAGGUGUUGGUUAGGCACACUGGUGGUAUUUUAUAAAUCCCCUAUUUCUAAGAGGAAUGGUUUUUUUUUUUUUUUCUCAUCUUAAUGUGUUGACAUUGUGUGCAUUUAGUAUGGUAGCAUUUCCCUUCAAAAAAGUGGUUAUUUAGGUAUAGGUGUGCCUUUUAAUCAAUUGAUGAUGUCUAGAAACAAGAAAAUACAGUAGUGUUUUGACCAUUUGACUUUAUUUUUUAGCUAGUAAGCGCUAUCAGUGUGCCUUUCUUAGCCCCAUACAUAGUCUUUGCAUAUUCAGUACUAAGAGCUAGAUUUUCUUUUAGCCGGCUAAGAUUGGAGUUGCUAUGGGUUCUGAGACUUGACUUUGUAUCCUCACUCUUCUUUUUAGACUUCUCUUGAUCACUCAGAAACAGAAGUACCGCAUUACGCGUUUUGCCUUACUAGCUACUACUAAUUUAGUGAAUCAGCUAGUUGAAGAGGACCUGUGUGAUUACAUUGAGCCCACCUGGAUAAUGCAGGAUAACCUCCCAGUGUCAAAAUCUUUGACUCCAUCAUGUCUGCACAAUCUCUCUUGUCAGCUUUUCCUAAAAGGAUUCCAGAACACCUUAGAAGUGCUUGAGGAAGAGUGAUAAAGGCAAGCAUGAAGCCUUCGUCUCAAAGCUGCAUGUGUAGUUACUGUUGAAGCAAUGCCUACCUAAUUUGACAGUCUUGGUGUGUUUAAAAUUUUUUGAGUUUGCAAAUAAUCAUAUUAAGUCUACUGAUGGAGCCCUCGGGCAGUGAACAGUUAUUUGAGGACCCUGAUCCUGGAGGCAAAUCCCAAGAUGCAGAGGCCAGAAAGCAGACAGAAUCAGAACAAAAGUUGUCUAAAAUGACCCACAAUGCUUUGGAGAACAUUAAUGUGAUUGGCCAAGGCUUGAAGCAUCUCUUCCAGCACCAGCGCAGGAGGUCAUCAGUGUCUCCGCAUGAUGUGCAACAAAUUCAGGCAGAUCCAGAACCCGAAAUGGAUCUGGAAAGCCAGAACGCGUGUGCUGAGAUUGAUGGUGUCCCCACCCACCCCACAGCUCUGAAUCGUGUCCUGCAGCAAAUCCGAGUGCCACCCAAGAUGAAGAGAGGGACGAGCUUGCAUAGUAGGCGGGGCAAGCCAGAGGCCCCAAAGGGAAGUCCCCAAAUCAACAGGAAGUCUGGCCAGGAGAUGGCAACUGUUAUGCAGUCUGGCCGACCCAGAUCUUCAUCCACCACUGAUGCUCCUACCAGCUCCACUGUGAUGGAAAUAGCUUGUGCUGCUGCUGCUGCUGCUGCUGCGUGUCUGCCAGGGGAUGAGGCAUCUGCAGAACGGAUCGAGCGGUUGGAAGUAAGCAGCCUCGCCCAGACUUCCAGUGCGGUGGCCUCCAGCACCGAUGGCAGCCUCCACACAGACGCUGUGGAUGGAACACCAGACCCUCAGCGCACAAAGGCUGCUAUUGCUCACUUGCAGCAGAAGAUCCUGAAGCUCACAGAACAAAUCAAGAUUGCACAAACAGCCCGGGACGACAACGUUGCCGAGUACCUGAAGCUUGCCAACAGUGCGGACAAGCAGCAGGCCGCCCGUAUCAAGCAGGUCUUUGAGAAGAAGAACCAGAAAUCUGCCCAGACCAUCCUCCAACUACAAAAGAAGCUUGAGCACUACCACAGGAAGCUCCGAGAGGUGGAACAGAAUGGGAUCCCCCGGCAGCCAAAGGACGUCUUCAGGGACAUGCACCAGGGUCUGAAGGAUGUGGGAGCAAAGGUGACUGGCUUCAGUGAAGGUGUAGUGGACAGUGUUAAAGGCGGACUCUCCAGCUUCUCCCAGGCAACCCAUUCAGCAGCAGGGGCCGUGGUCUCUAAGCCCAGAGAGAUCGCUUCACUAAUUCGGAAUAAGUUUGGCAGUGCAGACAAUAUCCCUAACCUGAAGGACUCUUUAGAGGAAGGGCAAGUGGAUGAUGCGGGAAAGGCUUUGGGAGUAAUUUCAAACUUUCAGUCCAGCCCCAAAUAUGGUAGUGAGGAAGAUUGUUCUAGUGCCACGUCAGGCUCGGUGGGAGCCAACAGCACCGCUGGAGGCAUUGCUGUAGGAGCGUCCAGCUCCAAAACAAACACCCUGGACAUGCAGAGCUCAGGAUUUGAUGCACUACUACAUGAGAUCCAGGAGAUCCGGGAAACCCAGGCCAGACUAGAGGAAUCCUUUGAGACCCUCAAGGAGCAUUAUCAGAGGGACUAUUCAUUAAUAAUGCAGGCCUUACAGGAGGAGCGAUAUAGAUGUGAACGAUUAGAAGAACAACUAAAUGACCUGACAGAGCUCCACCAGAAUGAAAUUUUGAACUUGAAGCAGGAAUUGGCCAGCAUGGAAGAGAAAAUUGCAUAUCAGUCCUAUGAACGGGCUCGGGACAUCCAGGAGGCCCUGGAGGCGUGCCAGACCCGCAUCUCCAAGAUGGAGUUGCAGCAGCAGCAGCAGCAGGUGGUGCAGCUGGAGGGGCUGGAGAAUGCCACUGCCCGGAACCUCCUGGGCAAACUCAUCAACAUCCUCCUGGCCGUCAUGGCGGUCCUCCUGGUCUUUGUCUCCACGGUGGCCAACUGCGUGGUUCCCCUCAUGAAGACUCGCAACAGGACGUUCAGCACUUUAUUCCUUGUGGUUUUCAUUGCCUUUCUCUGGAAGCACUGGGAUGCCCUCUUCAGCUACGUGGAGCGGUUCUUUUCCUCCUCCAGAUGAUGCUGGCACAAGAAGGCAGUGCUCCCCUACCCUCUGGCGAGUGCAUGCGGUGAAGAAUUAGACAGCAACUUACCUACUCUGAAGUUUUCUACAACAACAAAAGAGUUGAGUGAAUCUGUUUACAUUUAGAAUAAUGUUUUUUUCUUCAAAAGACACAAUUGCAAUAGUAUUUUUUAGAUUUUAUCCAAGAAGUUUUUUGGGCAAAAAUCUUGGAUCAUUUUUAUGUAGCAUGAUUUUCCUUGGGAUGCAGAUCUUAAACAGUCCUUUAACAUGAACCAACAAUCUGGAGCACACUGCAGGGCAUUCUAAAUUGUGGCUUGAAGGACUGCACUAAAAUCCACUAAAAAGAUGCGAAAACCUGAUUAGGGAAACCGGUUAAACCUAACACCCUGCCUUGUCUGGGCUCACCACCUCUCCCCGUCCCAGACUAACUUUACUGUGAAGUCCUACCACAUUCCAUGUCUGAAUUUCUGGAUUCAGGGUGGAUUUUCCUUGUCCGUGGAAGAACACAUGGAUCUCCCUGGCUUUCUCACCCAAGUUGGCCACUCAUGGUAACCCUGGAAGUAUGAUCACUUUUGAACCUGGUCCCGUCACCUUUGCUAGGAUACACAAGUGAGAGCACCAUGCCCCAAAGGAUCACUGCACAGUCCUCCUACAGUAUUUUGAAGUAGCCCUCUAAAUACUUAACUUUAAGCAAAUCCCAUGGCCGCACUUUUAAGGUUUUUUUAAAUAUGUGUAUAGUCACCGAUUUUAAAAAAAAAAUCUGAACAGCAUACUUGAAGAAUGUAAUACUCAAACUCUCAGUGCUUCCUUAUGGUUUCUAAUAGGAUUUUUUAUUAUUGUUAUUAUUAUUAUUGGGUUUUUUUGGAAAGGGUUGGGAGGGUCUUUUAUUUUUUCCUUUGAAAUAAAGAAGUGAUGUUUUUAAAUGAA